Capsicum annuum is the source of this 1942-nucleotide messenger RNA. RefSeq names its product zinc finger AN1 and C2H2 domain-containing stress-associated protein 13. Gene Ontology annotation, cellular component: cytoplasm. Bases 661 to 1494 code for a protein of 277 amino acids. The transcript is spliced from 2 exons. The record is from RefSeq and is a predicted model, not a curated record. NCBI's taxonomy places the organism in Eukaryota, Viridiplantae, Streptophyta, Magnoliopsida, Solanales, Solanaceae. Gene Ontology annotation, molecular function: zinc ion binding.
AUGAACUUUGAUUCCAUUUGGUCCUUCAAAAACUAUAAAAAUGCCAUUUCUCUUCAAAAUUAAGAAAAUAAAAAGUGAUAGAAAAAGUCAUCAUUUGCCAGGUAAUUUAGGACAGACAACGUUGAAUUCUUCAAUUCCAACGUUGUCUCCUCAGAAUCUUCAAAGAAACCCCAUUUACCCAAAUCAAAUCCAGGAUACUUGGGUGUCCGAGCUAAUUUUUGCCCACCUUCAUUAAAUCCAGGAUACGUGGGUGUCUGAGCCGGUUUUCGCGCACCUCAAUUAGAUUCAGGAUACCUGGUUGUCCGAGUCAGUUUUCGCAAGCAAAUCCAGCAUAUCUGGGUGUCUGAGCCAGUUUUCAUGCACAUCCAUUAAUUCCAGGUCACCUCCUACCACCAACAGAUAUCGUAAUCUCAAUUAAAUCCAGGAUAUAUACCUAGUGUCCGAGCCAGUUUUCGCGCAUCUCAAUUUAAUUCAGGAUACCUAGGUGUCCGAGCCAGUUUUCGCACGCAAAUCCAGGAUAUCUGGGUGUCCGAGCCAGUUUUCACGCACAUUCAUUAAUUCCAGGAUAUCUAUCACCUUCCACCAGCAACAGAUAUCGUAACUCUAUCCACCGAGGCUAGUAUUUUGUUGCUCUUGUUGUUUACAAAGUUUGAAAAUUCAAUGGGAACACCAGAAUUUGCAAAUCUUGGGAAACAUUGUUCGGUUGAGGAUUGUAGGCAGAUUGAUUUCUUGCCUUUCACCUGUGAUUGCUGUCACAAGGUGUAUUGUCUAGAUCAUCGGAGCUAUAUUAGACACCAGUGUCCAACAGCUAACAAGAACAAUGUCACGGUGGUCAUUUGCCCGCUCUGUGCAAAAGGUGUACGCCUUAAUCCUAACGAAGACCCAAACAUAACGUGGGAAUCUCAUGUCAACAUGGAGUGUGAUCCAUCGAACUAUGAAAAAGCCACAAAGAAGAAAAAAUGUCCAGUGCCUCGCUGCAAAGAGCUCUUAACUUUCUCCAACACAAUCAAAUGUCGCGAUUGUACUCUUGACCAUUGCUUGAAGCAUCGGUUUGGACCUGAUCACAACUGCCCCGGUCCCAAGAAACCAGAACCGUCAUUCCAAUUUAUGAACUUUCUGAAUGGAAGUAAAGACGAACCCAAGAAAGCUCAGCCAACAUCGUCCUCAAGAUGGACUACGAGUUUACUCAAGGUGGUAUCAUCUGUAAAGGAAAAGUUCAACAGUGAGUUUAACCAAACACAGCAAACCGGGCAAAGCAGCCACGCCACCAACCACGCUGUUACUAACACCAGUCAAGUAGAGCCAUGUCCACAAUGUCAUCUAAGAUUUUCGACAGUCAAAGCUCUCAUUGACCACGUGCAGAAAGUGCACGAGAAGAACGGUGUCAUGAACUUGACAGUCGAUGUCUGUCCGAGAUGUAGUAAAGGUUUUCGAGAUCCUGUAGCCCUUGUGGAACAUGUUGAAAAGGAACAUAAAGGAACUUCAAAGGGUUAAAUUUGGAGGUCCAUGUAAAGAAGCAAAAGUACAUAAUACCUUUUUCUUGUUUGUUACAACAACAAUAACAACGUACCUAGUGUAUUCCCAAUUUCCCAUCAAGUGCGGUCCGGGGAGGAUAAAGUGUACGCAGUCCAUACCACUACUUCAGAUGAAGCAGAGAGGCUGUUUCCGAUAGAUCCCCGGCCUUUUCUUGUUUAUUCUUUUGCAGAAAAAAAGUCUAUUGAAUUUUCAUUGUGAACAUGAGAUUGAUUUUUUUCCCCAAAGUGGAUGUUCUUUCGCAAGGUAAGGCUGCGGAUAUACCCUUGUGGUGGGGCCCUUCCCUAGACAACGCGCUUAGCGGUAGCUUUAGUGCACCGGGCUGCCCUUUAAAGUGGAUGUUCUUUUGGUUUCUUUGUUGUCUUUCACUAUCUUCUGUUUCAAUGAACAUAUCCAUUUGAUUUUGAUA